GGGGCACCCUGGGUUACCAAGGAGACAUGACAUGUACAGCUAGCCACAGCCAGAGCCACUGCUAACCGUUAGGUUAGCCGUUACUCGGAGAGUGAAAAGAGGAGUUGAAAAGCCGCAUGUUCUGGUUAAAGCGGACAGUUGUGAAAUGGCAGAGCUUCACAUCAUAGGCCAGAUCAUCGGGACCAGCGGUUUCCCGGAAAAUAGCCUGUUUUGCAAAUGGGGAGUUCAUACAGGAGGAGCAUGGCGUCUUCUCUCCGGGCUAAAGGAGGGACAGACUCAGGUGGACAUCCCUCAAACCGGAGACAUGGCUUACUGGAGUCACCCAAUUGAUCUGCACUACGCAACCAAAGGUCUCCAAGGCUGGCCCAAGAUCCACCUGCAGGUAUGGCACCAGGACUCGUUCGGCCGCUGCCAGCUGUACGGGUACGGUUACUGCCACGUCCCCUCCAGCCCGGGACAUCACCGGAUAACCUGCGUGACAUGGAGGCCGCUUGGCUCCUGGCAGGAGCAGCUGGCGCAAAUGUUUGUUGGAGGAGGUCCCCAACUUCGCAACCCGGAUCUGAUAUACAGCGGGGCGGACAGAUACAGAUUGCACACCGAAACAAUGGGGACUGUGGAGCUGGAGCUGGGAGUUAUUAUGAGACAUUUUGACAAAUAUGGCGUCGAAAGCUGAGACUUUUAACUUCUGAACAUUUAUUAUAGUGUGUGUUGUUCAGGCAAGAGUCGUGUAAAACAAACUCUUAAGUAAAGAUUUGAACAUUUUUUAUAAAUCAUUUUUACGUUUUUACACUUAUAUUACACUUGUGUUGAUAAACUAUUGUGUAUUGUCAAUAAAUGGUUUCAUAUGGA
Molecule: messenger RNA, 849 nt
Organism: Girardinichthys multiradiatus
Lineage: Eukaryota; Metazoa; Chordata; Actinopteri; Cyprinodontiformes; Goodeidae
Gene: b9d2
Product: B9 domain containing 2
Exons: 1
Coding region: 146-673 (175 amino acids)
Biological process (GO): cilium assembly
Cellular component (GO): MKS complex
Source: RefSeq, a predicted model, not a curated record